AUGCUUCCCUGCUGCCUCCCACGUGCUCCCUCCUCCUCCGAGCUCGCUGCCGCUCUGCUUCCGGAGCCGGAGGACGACGACCUGCUCCGACUGUCCUAUCACCGAUGGCCUCUCGAUGCUUGGGACCUGAUCGGCACUCCUUCCGCGUCCGAGGAGGCUCCUCACACGCCCUCGUCGCCGGCGAGCUCGGGGCCCGAGGCGAGCAGCCUGAGCCUGAGAUGGUCGGACAAGGACGGCCGAGCCGGAUCGGGGAGGGGGAGCGGAGGAAGCCCCGGGGCUGUCGCCGCCCUCACGGACUUGGACGGCCUUGUCGGGCCCCGCAAGAGGCGAGCCUGGACGGAGGAGGAGCGGGGAGCGCACAGCAAGGCUUGUCACGGCAAGUCCAAGCUGUCGCUCAUGCAGAAGCUGGAGAUCAUCGAGCUCUACGAGACCACGACAUGGAUGAGCCAGACGGAGAUCGCGGCGAUCUUCGGCCGGAGCCGGUCGGCGAUCUCCAAGAUCCUGAGGCCGGAGAGCGUGCGGAAGCUGAAGCAGGCGACGGCGCAGAGGGGCGGGGUAGACGUGAGGCGGACCAGGCUGACAUCCACCAGGAGGGAGCAGAGCGAGGGAGUGUGA
Messenger RNA from Guillardia theta CCMP2712, 615 nucleotides. RefSeq lists its product as hypothetical. The record is from RefSeq and is a predicted model, not a curated record. NCBI's taxonomy places the organism in Eukaryota, Cryptophyceae, Pyrenomonadales, Geminigeraceae. Bases 1 to 615 code for a protein of 204 amino acids. The transcript is spliced from 2 exons.